UCGGGCCCGCAUGUGGAAGUCACAAGCCCUCCUUGUGCCCUUCUGUGUCUUCAGCUAGGAGCUGCCAGGGUCAGGAGCUGGAUGAAUGGGCACCGCGGAGAUCACUGCAUUCUCCUCCCAGCUGGCACUGGCCCAGAAGCCUGGUUGGUCGAUCACAAGACCUCCUUCCCAGACUGCCUGCCGGCCGCUGCAUCUCAGGCCUGACCACAAACCACUGUGGACACGAGCGGCCUCUUUAUCCCAGGAAGAAGCACACUGCCAAGUUGACACUGGAAGCCACAGCCGCCGUCGAGUGAGGGAGGAGGCAUGAGGCCCUAGCACCCAGGUGGGCAGGUGGUCCAGCAUGGCGGCCCAGCGGAUCCGGGCGGCCAACUCCAGCGGCCUCCCCCGCUGCAAGUCAGAGGGGACCCUCAUCGACCUGAGCGAGGGGUUUUCUGAGACGAGCUUUAAUGAUGUCAAAGUGCCUUCUCCCAGUGCCUUGCUAGUGGACAACCCCACACCCUUUGGGAACGCCAAGGAAGUGGUCGCCAUCAAGGACUACUGCCCGACCAACUUUACCACCCUGAAGUUCUCCAAGGGCGACCACCUCUACGUGCUGGAUGCGUCUGGUGGUGACUGGUGGUACGCGCACAACACCACCGAGAUGGGCUACAUCCCCUCCUCCUACGUGCAGCCUGUGAGCGCCCGGAACUCCACACUGAGUGACAGCGGCAUGAUUGACAACCUCCCAGACAGUCCGGACGAAGUGGCCAAGGAGCUGGACCUGCUCGGGGGGUGGACAGAUGACCAGAAGGAAUCGGGCAGAGCCUACAGUAACAACCCUUUCUGGAACGGGGUCCAAAAGAACCCAUUUCUGAACGGGAAUGGGCCAUUGGUAGCCGGCUUGGAUGAACUGAACCCCAAAAGUACUGUGGAUUUGCUGCUUUUUGAUACUGGCACAUCCUCAUUCACCGAAUCCAGCUCGGCAACCACCAACAGCACCGGCAACAUCUUUGAUGAACUGCCGGCCACGGACGGACUCCACGCAGAGCAGCCAGUUAAGCGAGACAACCCCUUUUUCAGGAGCAAGCGCUCCUACAGCCUGUCGGAACUCUCUGUCCUGCAAGCCAAGUCGGACACACCUGCGGCAUCCAGUUUUUUCACAGGCUUGAAGUCUCCUGCCCCCGAGCAGUUUCAGAGCCGGGAGGAUUUUCGAACUGCGUGGCUGAACCACCGGAAGCUGGCCCGGUCUUGCCACGACCUGGACCUCCUAGGUCAAAGCCCUGGCUGGGGCCAGACUCAGGCCGUGGAGACAAACAUUGUGUGCAAGCUGGACAGUUCCGGGGGUGCUGUGCAGCUGCCCGACACCAACAUCAGCAUUCAUGUGCCCGAGGGCCACGUCGCCCCUGGGGAGACGCAGCAGAUCUCCAUGAAGGCCCUGCUGGAUGCCCCGCUGGAGCUCAACAGCGACAAGUCCAGCAGCAUCAGCCCCGUGCUGGAGGUCAAGCUCAGCAACCUGGAGGUGAACACCUUCCUCAUCCUGGAGAUGAAGGUGUCCGCCGCGGUGAAGAGUGACGCACUCAGCAGAAGCACAGUGGCCCUGCAGUGUCUGCGGGGCGACUCCAAGGAGGGGCCUUACGUGUCCGUCCCCCUCACCUACAGCUACGGGGACACGGUCCAGGUGCAGCUGGACAACUUGGAGCCCUGCAUGUACCUGGCCAUUGUUGCCCAUGGGCCCAACAUUCUCUACCCUUCCACUGUGUGGGACUUCAUCAGUAAACAGGUCACCGUGGGGCUCUACGGCCCUAAACACAUCCACCCGUCCUUCAAGACAGUGGUGACCAUCUUUGGGCAUGACUGCGCCCCCAAGACCCUGCUGGUCAGUGAGGUCACCCGCCAGGCCCCCAGCCCUGCCCCCGUGGCGCUGCAGCUGUGGGGGAAGCACCAGUUCGUGCUGGCCCGGCCCCAGGACCUCAAAGUCUGCAUGUUCUCCAACAUGACCAACUACGAGGUCAAGGCCGGCGAGCAGGCCAAGGUGGUGCGAGGCUUCCAGAUGAAGCUGGGCAAGGUGUGCCGCCUGAUCUUCCCCAUCGCCUCGCACAGCCCUGGUGAGCUGUCCGACUUCACGCUGAGGGUGCAGGUCAAAGAUGACCAGGAGGCCAUCCUCACCCAGUUUUGCGUGCAGACGCCACAGCCGCCCCCCAAAAGUGCCAUCAAGCCCUCCGGGCAGAGGAGGUUUCUUAAAAAGAAUGAGGUGGGCAAGAUCAUCCUGUCCCCCUUCGCCGCUGCCACCAAGUAUCCCACGUUCCAGGACCGCCCGGUGUCCAGCCUCAAGUUCGGCAAGUUGCUGAAGACGGUGGUUCGGCAGAACAAGAACCAGUACCUGCUGGAGUACAAGAAGGGCGACGUGGUGGCGCUGCUCAGCGAGGAGCGCAUCCGGCUGCGGGGCCAGCUGUGGACCAAGGAGUGGUACAUCGGCUACUGCCAGGGCAAGGUGGGCCUGGUGCACGCCAAGAACGUGCUGGUGGUUGGCAAGGCCCGGCCCAGCCUGUGCCCGGGGCCCGAGCUGAGCACGUCAGUGCUGCUGGAGCAGAUGCUGAGGCCCUGCAAGUUCCUCACCUACAUUUAUGCCUCGGUGCGCACACUGCUCAUGGAGAACGUGAGCAGCUGGCGCGCCUUCGCCGACGCCCUGGGUUAUGGUGGCCUGCCACUCGCCUCCUUCUGCCGGGCCGAGCCGGACAGCGAGCCGGAGCGGGUGGCGUCCGUGCUGGAGAAGCUGAAGGAGGACUGUAACAACCCCGACAACAAGGACCGCAAGUCCUUCCAGAAGGAGCUCGUGAUGGCCUUGCUGAAGAUGGACUGCCAGGGCUUGGUGGUCAGGCUCGUCCAGGACUUUGUGCUCUUGACCACAGCUGUGGAGGUGGCACAGCGCUGGCGGGAGCUGGCCGAGAAGCUGGCCAAGGUCUCCAAGCAACAGAUGGAUGCGUACGAGUCCCCCCACCGGGACAGGAAUGGGGUGGUGGACAGUGAGGCCAUGUGGAAACCUGCCUAUGACUUCUUACUCACCUGGAGCCACCAGGUCGGCGACAGCUACCGGGACGUCAUCCAGGAGCUGCACAUCGGCCUGGACAAGAUGAAGAGCCCCAUCACCAAGCGCUGGAAGCACCUCACAGGCACUCUGAUCCUCGUCAACUCGCUGGACACCCUGCGGGCGGCCGCCUUCAGCCCCGUGGACCACGCCGACUUUGUGAUCUGAACUCGUGCCCUGUCCCGCCACGCCUGGAUCACGAGUCCUGGGCCAGGGUUCUGCACAGCCCUUGACAGGCAGGUGAUGCCGGCCGCCUGGGACGGAGACGCGGGCUGUUCCCUGUCCAGCCGGCCUCUCCACUGCAGGUCGUUGCCAAUCGAAGAGCUUUCUAUUUGUUGAAGUGUACAUUUAAACUUAAGAUCACUCUUUUGUAACAGACUGGGGAGGGGACAUGUGAAAUGUGGUAUCUAAUUUUAUAAUGGACCAGGAAGGUUAAAAAAACAAACGUGGUAGGUGAGAUCCCAUUGUGUUUCUAUGUUGUUGGGAGACCUUUUUAAAUUAUGUGACAGAUGUACAUAGGUAUUUAAGGGCCCCGGGGCUCUGACUCAGCCACCCUGUCACCCCCCUCCUAAGUGUGCACAGGUAGAUCGCGUGGCAGAGCUGCGGUGGUGGGUGGGCAGUCACUCGCUCCCUCCCCGAAAGGCCCCGCCCCCUCCCUCCCCUUCUUUUUCUUACCUUCCUCCCUUCACCUCCUGCGGACUCCCUGCCCAUGCACACAAUGUAGAAGCUGCUGUGAGAUCUGUGGGCCGCUAAGUCCGCAGGGUGGUGCCGGGUGUAGGUGAGCUAUCUCUGCCUCACUGUGUGUCCGUGCAGAGUGCAGAGCUGGGAACUCUUGGCCGCCGGUGGGGUCUCCACCCCCACCCCGCAGACCGGAAGCCACCAGGCUCCCCGCCCACGCGGAGCCCUUCCCAAGCUCUGGGUCCAUCUCAUCUCAGAUGUACACCUUCCCCUCCUGGUGCUCCCAGAGCCCCGCAGACGUGAGCAGCAGAAGGGAGACCACAUUCUGCACGGAAAAGCAGCUCCUCGGAGCAGGUCGAGCGCCUUGUGCAGAGGCGUGUGGGGUUACCUUAGUAACCUCCCAUUUGGGGCUCAGCUUGGAUCUGCUGUGCUGACCCCAUCACUGGUGCCCGGCAGGUCCGCACAGUAGCGACCUUGGGAAUGGGCUGGUCUGCAGGGCUGUUGGGUCCUUGGGGAUGCCCGAAUCUCUUAACCUGCUCCUUGGAAAUAUUAAUUACGUAGGCUAAUCAAUGUAUAAUCCCUCCUUGGGCUGAAGCAUUGUUCUGUAGCUGCUGAUUAAGACACUGAAGAGCAGCCCACGAAAACAGCCCUACACAACUUAUGCUGUGAGAGGAGAACCGAGUCACCCAUCCCCGUCAUCACACAAAAGUGCCACUCCACUCCUCCAUCUGGCCCAGAGACGUCCCUCCCCUUCUCCCCAAAGAAGAAACGAAACCAGUUGCACCUUAAACCAUGGGUAUUUUUCCUCAGGGGCUUUAAAUAGUUUUCCUAUGCAACAUGUCUUGUAGCACAAAUUAAAUUCUACAAAAGUUGCAGUAAAUUUUAUCUGGAUAUUGUAACCUGUCAGGUGUGUGUGUGUGUGUGUGUGUGUGUGUGUGUGUGUGUGUGUCCUUCUGUGCCCACACUGUGAAUAAAACAAGAAAAUCUAGUGGAAGCCCGGCCAGUGGCAGUGCGACCGCAGGCGCGGUGAGCAGCUGCUUCCUUGCUGCUUGCUGCUGCUGUUACUGCGCUCGGGACACAGGUGACACUGUCAUUCGCUAGGCAGAGGCGGCCAGCGCCGCACAGAGCAGGCCCAGGGAAGCCUCAUGUACCUGAACUCGGUGACCCUAGCCCACCGGCAGGGCUUUAGAAACAACUGCGUUGUUUCCGUGUGCACUACGUGUUUCAGGAAGUAGCAGAGGCCCUGCCUGGGAACGCCACACUGCUGGGAGACAACAAUGGGGUACAGGAGCUGCCCCAGCCCAGCUGCAGGGAGGGAUGGGGCUCAAGGAAAGCCCACUUGAGAAAGUGUCCUUAUCCAAGGCCCAGAGGCUGAACAGGGAGCAGCAGAGACCAAAGGCAGGUGUGAGCUGGGACCACGGGCCACACAGGACUAGGAGAGGCUGAGCCCUUCUGCACGGCUCCCUCAUGGGGCAAGAGCCACACACUCUGGACUGUCCCCUCUGCACGUGUUCAUCCGGCCUGGCAUGGGUUGGCUGUUUCCUAAUCUUCCAGCUCUGUCCCCUUCCAACAAUGGUUCCCAGAAUCCAGCAACUUGUAUCCCCCAGAUGUUCCCAGGGCUGUGACCUGACCAGACCUUUCCUUUCUCCUGUGUCCUCAGCCCCACUCCUUCAUUCACUUUUGUCCUGAUGUUGUCACCCCCACUUCCUGUCCACUUCCUUCUGUCUCUGUCCCCUGUCCACAGACACAGGAACCUUUCCUGUCCCCUAUCUGUGGCCCCCGUCCAUCACCUGCAGGUUGCACGCUGAGCUCUGAUGAUGGCAACCUUGCGUUUGCGCACCCCAGACCCUGGUGCAGGCCAUUUGUAGCCUGAAGGACUUGAUUCUCUGCAAAGUCGCAAUGGCUUUGAGUAUUGGAGUAGACAGAUGGGCUUCCCACUGUGUUUGCUGACGAUAUAAAAAAUAAGGGAAAAUGUGACCACUAAGGAAUGCGUCAAACCCAGCUCAAAUUCUAAGAGGUCAAAGAGGAACAUUACAGAGAUGGGACUCUGAAGUUUGUCCCACGCACAAUCACAUUUCUUGAUGAUUUGUCCUCUGGUACCAGUGAAACAUUUUUGGUUUAGUCCAUGAUUUAUGCAGCAAUAGAAUUCAGCUUUCUGUAGAACAGAUCAACAGGAUCCCAUUUGACUCUCUUUUGCCAUAGGACCCCCAGCCCCCCAGCUAUCUGCUACAGGCUGUGAUGCCUCAGAAUUAUGUAAAGGCAUAAAAUAAAACC
Molecule: messenger RNA, 6019 nt
Organism: Fukomys damarensis (Damara mole-rat)
Lineage: Eukaryota; Metazoa; Chordata; Mammalia; Rodentia; Bathyergidae
Gene: Sh3bp4
Product: SH3 domain binding protein 4
Exons: 5
Coding region: 344-3235 (963 amino acids)
Cellular component (GO): cytoplasm
Molecular function (GO): protein binding
Source: RefSeq, a predicted model, not a curated record